AUGAUAGGCAGAAAUAUUUUUCCGAAAUGCGUAGUCUUAUCUAAGAUUCCUAAUUUUUUUCAUUUUAUAAAAGCUUCGUUUACACAUGACAAAAAUUUUUACUUUUUUAGAAAUAAAACAGAAUACAAAAAUUUGGUUAUACCUCUGAGUAAUGAUCAUUGCAAAAUAAUUGGUCCUGGUUUUUCCUUUCAACUGAAAGAACAUAAUAUGGAAGCUGAUAAACUAUUUUCUCUUCUGUUGCAAAGAGAUUAUGUUAUGAAACUUUCAAUCGAACAAUUAAAGGAUAUUCUUUGUUUGAUUGCAAAUUCAAAAAUUAAUACACAUGAGCAUCAUAAUGUUUUGAAAUAUUUAGAUGAAAAAUGCGCCCUCAGUGCAGAAAGAUGGAAUUUAGAUUUAACCUUACGUAUUUUAGAUGCAUGGUUUAUUAUUCUUGGCAAAAAUGCAUUCAAACGACGAUAUUACGGAGUAGUCACCGGUAUUUGGGGUCGUAAAAUGAAAAAAUGUACCAAGUUACAUUUAAUAUUGAUGCUUUAUUUUGUUGGAAUGAGUAAAACAGCCCCUCCUUUUCUAAUGGAAAUGAUAGAAGAUAAAAUGGAAAAUUUUGCGUCCCAAUUUACUGAUGAAGAGUGGGCUAUAGCAUGUGUGAGCUUUUUUAAAACGAGCAAACCAUUCAACUCCAAAUUAUUACUUGAUCAUUCUUGUAAUGCUGCCAAAAAUUUACUAAACAGCGAUGAUCGAUUUCAUUUAAUAAGCAUUUUAAAAUGUUUCAGAUUAUCUAAGCAUUAUGAUGAAAAUUUGUGGUGCAUGCUUUCAGAAUACAUUAAAAAUGAGUAUAAAGCAUUUAACUUUGUUGAGUGUGCUCAUUUUCUUGCAGUUUUUGCUUCACAGACUUUAUAUGAAAAAGAAUUAUAUGAUUGUUUAGAGUACCAAGGUCUGAAAACUGUAUCAUCAGAAGAAAAUCAAGAUGAAGAAGAUCAUGAUUACUCAAAAAUCCAUCCAUCUUUAAGAAGUAGAGUUAAGGACAUAGCUCGAUUUUUAUGGUCAAUUUCAAGUAUGAGUCAUUUGGCAAAAGCAGAAACAUUGGAAUCAGUUAGUAGUCUUUUAGAAAACCGUUUCAAACUUGGAGAGUUUGAACCAAAUUCAUAUAUUUUAGUAGAUUGUUUGCAAUCUUUCAUUAUGCUAAAUUAUUAUCCACAGAAUUUAAUUAAAAAUGUUUUGCAACUGGAAUUUGUAAAUAAAAUAGUGUUUAGUGAUAGAGCAAAGCCAAAAUAUCAAAUGUUUUUUGUUUUAAACAGUGUUCAAAUAGAAUAUCCAGAUGCUAUAAUCAAAGUAAAAAAUCGGCACAUUACUACACCUAUACCUAAAGCUUUAAGUAAAGAACUCAAAGAAAGAAAUGGAUUCCAAGAUCUUUUUGAGUUUUUAAAGCAAUCUGUCUCUUCAAAUAUCAAGUAUUGUUAUAUUUUCCCUCAUAUUGUAAUAGGUGGCAUAAUAUUAAGUACUGAUUUGAAUUCGGCUUUAAACUUUCCAUCAGGGAAUAAGAGAAUCUCUUGUAAUAGUGCUGUAAAUUUAAUUAAUAAUGGAAUACUUUCAAAACAUUGCAUCGAUAUUUUUCAAGAAGGCAAGACUUUUACCUGUGUAGAAAUCUUAGAUCCAUCAGUAUGUAUACGUGGAACAACUGAACCGUUAGGUUUAAUGAAAGCCAAAAUUCAUCAGUUGAAGAAACUAAACUUUCAUGUAAUUACUCUGACUCCUGAAGAAAUUAACACAUUGAUUUCAGCCAGUAAUUCUGAAAAUUUUUCUAAAUACUUAAAAGAAUUUGCAUAAAUCAUUUAUUUCAGAAUAAUUUUGAAAUGGCCUAAAAAUGUUUUAUCAGCAUUUGAAUUUAUUAUCAAAACAAGCCUCUACAGUUAUGUUUCAUUACUGCAGAUUACAUAAAUUUUAAAUGUUUGAUUUAUUUUUAGAUUUAAAUCUGUAUAUUUACUUAGUGUGAAUAAA
Molecule: messenger RNA, 1995 nt
Organism: Uloborus diversus
Lineage: Eukaryota; Metazoa; Arthropoda; Arachnida; Araneae; Uloboridae
Product: FAST kinase domain-containing protein 5, mitochondrial-like
Exons: 1
Coding region: 1-1824 (607 amino acids)
Biological process (GO): regulation of mitochondrial mRNA stability
Source: RefSeq, a predicted model, not a curated record